Molecule: messenger RNA, 959 nt
Organism: Camelina sativa (false flax)
Lineage: Eukaryota; Viridiplantae; Streptophyta; Magnoliopsida; Brassicales; Brassicaceae
Product: F-box/kelch-repeat protein At5g43190
Molecular function (GO): protein binding
Source: RefSeq, a predicted model, not a curated record
GUAACCUGCGCCUCUUCUCUCCUCUCUUCUUCCCACGGCCUCCUCUGUUUCUCACGUUCCACUUCCUCUGUUUCUUCUCUCUCCAUCUUCAAUCCAUUAACCAGAUCCUCAAGAUCUAUCAAGUUCCCUAGCUACUCUUUCCCCUUUGAGCUUCUCUCUCUUGUUACCUCCCCUGACGGCUACAAAAUCUUCACUCUUUGCCCAUCUUCCUCCGCCGCUUCUUCAAGAUCCGUUUGCCUUUACGAUUCCGGUGAUCGCACCUGGAGAAAGUUCGGCGGCGUUGAUCAGGUCUUACCUCGUGGGUUUAAUCAAGAUGGAGUGUUUUACAAUGGGUCUCUUUACUUCGCUAGAUCCGAGCCUUUUAUAAUCGUGAGCGUUGAUUUAAACGACGGGAAAUGGACAACAACAGCCACCGGACACGGUGUUUUUCCGGGGGAGGAUCACAUCACGUUUGCUAGAUUGGUGAGUGAUCCAGAGAGGAAGAUACUGUACAUGGUUGGAGGGAUUGGGAGCAAUGGGAUUUGCAGGAGUAUCAAGAUUUGGGAAUUUAAAGACGAGACAUUGAGUUGGAUCGAAACUGAAACGUUACCGGACAUUGUUUGUAGGAAGUUCACUUCGGUGUGUUACCAUAACUACGAGCAUGUGUACUGUCUGUGGCAUAAGGAGAUGAUUUGUGUUUGUUGUUACAAUUGGCCUGAGAUUCUGUUUUUUCAUGUUGGAAGAAGGACAUGGCAUUGGGUUCCAAAGUGUCCUUCGCUGCCAGAGAAAUGGAGCUGUGGGUUUCGUUGGUUCUCUUUUGUUCCCAGCUUGUCUGCUUCUGUUUAGUUAUCUGAUAUUUGUUAUUGUGUUUAUGUUCAAAAUCUCCAUAUUUUUUUGUCUUCUAUCAAUGGUUUCGUUGGUAUCUCUUUGUGAAAUAAAAGAUUGGUAAUAUUUAAAAUGAAACCAUAAUAUUUUUGUUA